AAUUUCCACAGUGCUUUGUUUGACCACAGCUAGCACUUUGAUUGUGUUUCAAGUGAAAAAAAUUGCCCUAAUUCAGGCCAGGGAAAAGAAAGUAACACAACACAGAAAAGAUUGCAAUAGAUACACAACAGUGUCAGCUGGAUUUGAAAAACAAGUUUGGUGUAGUGAUGUCAUCAUACAAGCGCCAGGAUCAUGGGCAAAGGAUCGCGGGCAAGACAGGAGAACUAAACUCUGUCCUGAAAACGGGUCCUGGGGCUAAGCCCUGAAGAGAGCCCUUCCUAUCCUCAGUGCUGCAAUCAAUUUUCUGUAUUCAUUAUCAAUGAUACCAUGAUGAAGUUAAGAGAACACUCUGCAGUUGAGAAGUCCUUUUAUCUAAGAAACAAUUACUUGGACUUUAAUCCAAGAAGGCGUAUGUUUUUCUGAGCCUUCAACCCUGACUUGGCAUAGUCCCCUAAGUCACAAGUGAUAUGGCACCUCCACAGCUAACUAUCAGUGGACCUGGCAACUAACUUCAAGAUACAACUAGUGUGGAGUUUGCUCUUAAACCAAUAAUUGCAGAACAGAGUGUAUACUUCAGUGGAUCCAGAGUUUUCCAAACGGGGCUGUGAGUUUGGCUGAGAACGGCAACUCCUCCAGUCAUGGACGCAAACGUUGUCAUGACAUCUGGUUUUUUCCGAGUACUUUCAAGCCUGCUUGUUCUAUUCCUGCUGAGCUCCAGUUCUGCCUCUGAGGAAGAUACCGUGGUGGUUACAAGCAGUGGCCUUGUCCGAGGCAGGCGCCUCACAACAUCUUCUGGCAUGGUGACAGCUUUUCUGGGCAUACCUUAUGCUGAAUCUCCUGUGGGGAACCUGCGUUUUCAGAAGCCCCGUCCCCACCAACCUUGGAACCAUACCCUGGAGGCCACCAGCUUUGGCAAUUCCUGCUACCAGCAGAGGUUAGACCAUUCCCGCUAUGAAAAACAACUAUAUUCAGAAUCAGACUCCACCUUGCCACUGUCUGAGGACUGUCUUUUUCUCAACAUUUGGGUGCCUCAUCCCCGGCCUUCUUCACCAGCCUCUGUUCUUGUCUGGGUUCAUGGAGGUGGUUUCUUCAGUGGGAGUGGUUCUCUCGACAGAAGCUUCUUGGCUGCCACUGAGAACAUCAUUGUGGCUUCUAUGAACUACCGUCUAGGUGCAUUGGGCUUUCUCUCAUUACCCCCAGAUGCUCCAGGAAAUAUUGGCUUGUGGGACCAACAUCUGGCAUUGAGCUGGUUGAAAGCAAACAUGGCUGCCUUUGGUGGGGAUCCAACUCGGCUAACCCUGGGUGGUCAAAGUGCUGGGGCUGCAUCCGUUGGCUUCCAUCUUCUCUCUCCAGUGAGCCAAGAUCUCUUUGCUCAGGCCACCUUACAAAGUGGAGCAUCCAUUUCCCCCUGGGCUUGGGUGAACCCUGAGGAGGCCAAGGUGAGAGGGAGGACCCUGGGCCAGAUUCUUGGCUGCAAUGGGAACAGCAACAGAAUAAUUGUGAACUGUCUGCAGAGGAAAGACCCAGGAGUGAUAAUGCAGAAAUCACCGAUCUUAAAUCAGAAGAUUUUAUUGGAUACUGUCUUUGUGCCAACAACAGAUGGGGAAUUCCUCCCAGAUACCCCCAGGAAUCUUCUGAACACUGGGAGUUCCUCAGUUAAACCUGUCCUGACUGGCUUCACUUCCACUGAGGGUUCCCUGUUCCUCUCAUCAAGUGCUCCUGGUUUUAGUUUAUACAAUAGCAGCCUGAUCAACCACCAGCAGCUAUUGGAGGGCCUCCGUCUCCUGCUUCCAGAUGCAUCUGAUAACACCAUUGAAACGGCAGACUUCAUCUACUGUCAGGGGGAGCAGGGGGAGGCGCAGCAUCGAAAUGCUUUGGUUAGAGCUUCUGGGGACUAUCUCUUUUUGUGCCCUGUGGCUGUGGUGGCCGGGUUGAUGGCAGAAACUGGGAGCUCGGUUUUUGCAUACUCUUUCAGCCACCGCCCCUCCUUCGUGUCUGUUGUCUCUGACUGGAUUGGGGUGCCCCACUGUGCUGAGCUGCCCUACGUGUUUGGUGACCCACUGUCCGGGGCAGGUGGCAACAUCACAUACCCACCAGCUGAGGUGGAACUGAGCCGAAGGGUUAUGCAGUAUUGGGGAGAGUUUGUAAGGACUGGGUUUCCUGAUGGGGAAAGGUGGGGGGAGUGGCCUGUUUAUACAGGGGAAAGUUUCUUCCAGAUCAGCACAGAUCCAGCUCACCAUGAGGAGAUACCUACUGGUUACUGUAUCUUCUGGGAGCUGUUGGCCACUGGGAACCUGAGAGGCUCUGACCUGAUGACUUAAGGAUUCAAUAAAAUUCAGUGAAAUCCUCUCUUGGUGAAGUAUCCAAAAAUGCACGGGGCGUCUUUCCUGCAACUUUUCUGGCUUUUCAAGCUUCUUGCAGUAACUUUUUACUUUGUGAAGAAAAACAAAAUUUUGACAACCUGUUUUUCUGUUUAAAAGAUGGGCUUCAAACCUUCCUGCUCAUUAACAAAGGCUUCAUAUGUGAUUUCAGCACUCGCAUUAAAUAUCUCAAAUGAACAAGCAAAUAAAAAGAUGCUAGCAACCUUGA
Molecule: messenger RNA, 2589 nt
Organism: Eublepharis macularius
Lineage: Eukaryota; Metazoa; Chordata; Lepidosauria; Squamata; Eublepharidae
Product: acetylcholinesterase-like
Exons: 5
Coding region: 639-2321 (560 amino acids)
Biological process (GO): acetylcholine catabolic process; choline metabolic process
Cellular component (GO): plasma membrane
Molecular function (GO): acetylcholinesterase activity
Source: RefSeq, a predicted model, not a curated record